Columba livia (rock pigeon) is the source of this 7475-nucleotide messenger RNA. Its product is annotated as zinc finger and BTB domain-containing protein 24. Gene Ontology annotation, cellular component: nucleus; cytoplasm. Lineage: Eukaryota; Metazoa; Chordata; Aves; Columbiformes; Columbidae. The transcript is spliced from 39 exons. The record is from RefSeq and is a predicted model, not a curated record. Gene Ontology annotation, biological process: regulation of transcription by RNA polymerase II; nucleobase-containing compound metabolic process. Gene Ontology annotation, molecular function: nucleoside diphosphate kinase activity; RNA polymerase II cis-regulatory region sequence-specific DNA binding; AMP kinase activity. Bases 367 to 5829 code for a protein of 1820 amino acids.
UCACGCUUGGCCCCUCAGCGGUGCAGCUCCCCGCACCGGGGCAGGCGAGGCGGCAGCAGCGGCGCUGUCAGCCGCUGCUCCCGCCGGGGCCCGCUCGUUGGGGGUUGCGACGCGCAGCGGGCAGGUCCCCACGCAGAGUCAGCACCAGGAACAGCUCCCAAGUGCCCCUUGCGCCGGGGGAGGCCGGUUCUCCGCCUUCAUCCCCCUUCGGAGGGGGCGGGGCGAAAAUAAGGGAGGCGGAACGAAGGGAAGGGGGCGGUGCUCUCCGGUUGCCCGGGUUACAGAGGGACGCAGGGCCUGCGUGCGGCGGCCGUUGUGUCUCUCUGCCCCCGUCCCGCCGCAAUUCGCUCAACUCUUAGAUAACUUAUGGCUUCACAAGACGAGAAACAAACUCAGCCCUUUGCAGACAUCUUUGAUGAAGAUGAAGCUGAAAAAUCCUUUCUGUUGUCCAAGCCCACUUGCUUAAUUGUCCUUGGAAAGCCAGGCUCUGGAAAGAAAACAUUAGCUAGAAGGCUAGCACAAAUGUGGAAAUGCAUUUGCAUAGAAGCUUCAGAAGUAAUUCAAACAAAUAUUAAUGAAGAAACAGAAUAUGGGCUUAAGUGUCAAGAAUUACUUUUUAAAGGUCAAAAUAUUUCUGAAGAACUGGUUACAGAAAUGAUUCUGAAAAAGAUUGAGUCACCAGAAGUUGCUCAUUUUGGUUAUGUUCUUAGUGGAUUUCCUUCUCUCUCAGAGGAAUACAUGACUGUUCCACAGCAAAUAGAAAAAAUAAAGAAUCUGAAACUAAAACCAGAUGUCCUGAUUAACAUUAAGUGUUCAGACUAUGACUUAUGCCAAAGAAUAUCAGGACAAAGGCAACACCCUGAUUCAGGGCAGGUAUAUCAGAGGAACCAGUGGGAUCCUGAUGUUAUUGCAAAGCAUAAGAAAAAGGAAGUUCAGCCUGACGAAGACAAUGAAGAGGAAGAUGAAGAGCAGGAAGAAGAGAUUGCAGAAGAUACACUUAGGACGUCAGAAUUUCUGAAUCAAUUAGUACAGAGGCCUGAAGAUAUUAUAGAAAAUGCAGAGGAGAGACUUGGAACGUAUAAGGAUAUAAUGCUUCGUCCUUUAGAAGACUUGAUGGCUGAACAGGAUUGUCAAUAUCUUUUUGAACUGGAUGGAAAUCAGCAACCAGAUGAUCUCUUUGCAUCAGUGGUAGUUCGACUUCAAUCUCUGGGUGUUCAAAAUGGAGCUCCUAUAACUAGACUUCAAAGUCAGGAAGAAGAAAUGCUGGAGACACUGGAAAAUGAUGAACUUCUCCGGGUUCUGUCAUCUUACAAACUGAUAGCACCCAGAUACCGAUGGCGUAGAAGCAGGUGGGGGCGGGCAUGUCCUGUGGCUCUAAAGGAAGGUGAUAUUGUAAUGGGAAGCCCAGAUUUGGCUGUCAGUUUUCUAGGUAAAAUGUAUGUACUGUCAUCCCCAGAGGCACUGAAAACAUUUAUGUUGAAUCCACGGCCUUACCUGUUACCACCAAUGCCGCUUCCUCCUUGUAAAGUACUGGUAUUUGGUCCUCCAUUGUCGGGAAGAACAACUAUUUGUAACCUAAUUGCACACAAAUAUAAAGGAAAGGUUCUUGAUAUGGACGAACUCAUUCAACCCCAUAUGGAAGAAUCAAGAAAAGAAAACAUUGAGCAAGUGCGAAGGGAUAUGGUAGAAAAGGCUAUAACAGCAGUGAAAGAAAGGUUGGAAUUAGAAAAACAGUCAGGAGAAUCAGAAGACUUGCAAGAACAUAGUAGUGUGAAAGAAGCAGACGAUUCUGAGGAAACACCUAAAACCAGCGAGGAAAGAAGCUUGGAAGAGGAGAGUACUAUAGAAUCUGCCAUCAUUGAAAAACGAAUGUCAGAGGUAACCGCUGACCACCCAGAAGUUCAAGCGAUGGUAGAAGAAGCUGUAAAAAAUGCAUCAGUCUCCAAAGUUACAGUGUCACCUGAAAUAUAUGCUGAAGUACUGGAGAGAGCUAUUGCAGAGCUUAUGAAGACGAACAGAGACAGGUUCCCUGGUGCUCCAGAAAAAGGAGGGUGGGUAGUGGAUAACUACCCUCUGUCAGCAGAUCACUGGUCAGCUUUAUCAGAAAAAGGACUUUUACCUGACACGGUUGUCUGUCUGAAGAAUACAGAAAAAGAUGGAGCCUGUAUACUACACAGAGCAUACUUAGAAAAUAGGGAUGAACUUGAUCCUAAAAUUUUGAAAAGACUAACAGAUGAAGCAUUACAAAAGAAAGAAGAAGAAGAAGAAGAAGGAGAAGAAAGAGGAGGAGAAGAAGAAAGAGGAGGAGAAGAAGAAAGAGGAGGAGAAGAAGAAAAAGGUGAAGAAGAAGAAGAAGGAGAAGAAGAAGAAAGGAGAAAAAUGCAAGAAAUACCGACAACAGAGGAAGAACCAUCUUCAGAGGCUGCUGAGGAGAGAGAAUUUGAGGACAAUAAUGAGCAGCUUCCACCUGAAACUGAACAAACGCUCCAGAAAAAGCCUGGUGAUUCUGCAGAUUACAAAGAAGAAUCUAAUCCUACAGAAAUCAUACUGCCUGAGUUUGCAGAGGAUGAUCUUCCAGGUCUACCAGAAAUGGAAAUAUUUAAAGGGAAGAUUGACCUUUUUCUAAAUGACUGGCAAACAGUGGAGUCAGAAAUCAAGUCAUCUCGAGUUCAGAUUGUUGCUUUAGAGAUUGCUGGGCAAACUCCAGAAAAUCUGCUUAAUCAAAGUGUGCUGGGUAUGGAAAAACCUCUUAGAUAUAAUGGUUGGGAAUUAACUGCUGAAGACUUAGAAGAGGAAGCAGAAGAUCUGGCUGCUGAAGUGGAAGAAGAAGAAGUUGAAGAAGAGGAAAAUGAAGAAGAUGAAGAAAAAACUAAGGAAAAGAAAAGGCACAUGGGAGACACAAAACACUUUUGUCCAGUCUAUCUGAAAGAGAAUUUUAUCCUUUACCCAGGACUCGAUGAAUAUGCAGCUAAAUAUAAAGAAAAGUUUUAUUACUUUUCAACUUCUGAGUACAGAGAUAAAUUUUUGGAGAACCCUGAGGAGUAUGUGGCUCACAAUGAACCAAUACAAGCUCCUCCUUUACGGGUGUGCUUACUUGGGACUCAUGGAGCGGGUAAAACUACUUGUGCACGACAGAUAGCAAACAAAUUAGGCAUUUUCCAUAUUCAGUUUGAAGAAUAUCUACAGGAAUUGAUCCUACCCAAAACUAAAGUGAAAGUGGGGCAGGAUGUUGAUGAAGAACCUGAAGAUGAUGGCAAUAAAAUGCCAGUCCUACCACAGGAACUGGAAGACUUCUCCCAGACCAUAACUGAAACUGAGACUGAAAAAAGCAAAAAGGAACUGGAGUUAACUGAAGAGGAAGAAGCAAUCAAAGCAAAUCUAGUGGAUAAUCAGGAACUGCCUCCAGAAGUCCUUGAUAACAUUGUUCCUGACUGGUGGAGGAAAGAGCCGUUCCGGUCUACAGGAUUCAUAUUGGAUGGUUUCCCUCGUACUCCAGAUGAGGCCCAGUAUUUGUCAGAACGAGGACUCUGUCCUGAUGUUGCGGUUUAUAUUCAAGUAGAAGAAAGUGAUGUUCUUGACCGCUUUCUUCCUCCACGUCUGCAAAAAUGGAAAGAAAGACAACAUAAAAAAAUGGAAAAAAAAAAGAAACUGAAAGACCUGAAAGCAAAAAUAAGGGAUGAGCAGAUUGCUAGAAGAAGAGAAGAACUUUUAGCAGAACAAAGGCAAAAGAAACAGGAGGCUUUAGCAAAUAAGGAGCAUUCUGAAGACACUGAGGAAGAAGAUGAGAAUGAAAAUGAAGAUAUUGAAGCUAUACUUGAAGAAGAGUUUUUUGAAGAAGAAGAAGAAGAGUCCGAAGAAGAACAGGAGGCUGAUGCCAUUGACCGCAUCCAAAACGAAAUUUCAGAGAAGUUUGUUUCAGAAACAGAGGGUUUACAAGGUGUACAGGAAGAAUUUGAAAAAUUGUUAAUACCGCAAAUUGAGAUCAAUGGAGGACGGAAGCCUCGCAUUGUGCGCUACCAAAUAUAUAGCAAGCUGAAUUCUCUAGUGGAAAAUCGUGAAAGCAUUUUUGAGAAAUGUUACCCAAUAAGUUUGCCUGUUGCACAGAAGAUGCUAGCUUGCUCAUAUAAAUUUCCAAGUUCUUUUGGUCGGUGGGAUCCAGUCAAGCUAAGUGAAGGAGAAGUAAUCAAGCCACAAGAAAGCCAUGAAAGCAGUGUCUUUCCUGUAAUCCAUCGACAAUACAUUUAUUUCUUUUCAAGUAAAGAAAAUAAAGAAACAUUUAUGAAAAAUCCCAUCAAAUAUAUUUGUCAGCCAAAAGCUAAACCAGCUGUGCCAGUUAAGAUUGCAAUCGUGGGACCUCCAAAAUCAGGAAAGACUACAGUUGCCAAGAAGUUUGCAAGUGUGUAUGGGUUACAGCGCCUGAGUAUGGGACAGGCCAUACGGCUGGUGUUAAACCAGCAGCCAGAGAGCGAGUUGGCACUUGCGCUGAAUCAGCAUCUUCACAAAGGACAGAGCGUACCUGAUGAACUGGCCAUCCAGGCUCUCGAUGUGGCUCUGAUGAAUCCUGUGUGUAACACCACUGGAGUUGUGAUUGAUGGAUAUCCUGUAACAAAAAAACAAGUACAGCUCUUGGAAUCAGCAAGGAUAAUUCCAGCAAAAAUCUUUGAAUUAGAUAUGGAUGCAAAGGAAGUGUUCAGAAGAGCCAUGUUGGAUAAGGAAAGCAUGGACAGACCUCCCUACCCUGAACAUGACAGCUCACAGAUUCUAGCUAUUAAAAAUUCCUGCUAUAAACAGCACAUUGACGCAAUUAGGACUUACUAUAAGAAGGAGCAUCAGAACUGGUGUGUGAUUGAUGCUUUUCAGAGCAAGUGGUGGAUCUGGAACAAAGUACUACAGGAAGUUCAAGUGGGUGUUAAAAAAAUUCAAAUAUACCUGGAAAAAAGAAGAGCAGGAAAAGCAGCCAGCAUUGCUGAUUUAUGUAUCGCUCCUGAAGAGCUGCGGCAUCGGCUGGGGGAGUUUGGGCAGUACUGCCCCGUCAGCCUUGCAGAAAAGGGUGAAUUGGUUGACUGCUCCGUAACGUCGUCACUACAGUUUGCUGCAGAAUUUCGAGGACACUAUUACAAAAUGGCUUCACAGGAAGAACUGGACAAAUUCUUGAGCAGACCAGAGGUUUAUGUGCCACCACUGGCACCUCGCCCUCUCCCAGACAUGCUGCCGAAGAGACUGACUGUGGCAGACGUGAAGGCCUUAUUCCCUCUGAGCGCUGAAAUGCAGGGAUACUGUCCCGUCACUUACCUAGAUGGAAAACAGAGAUAUGAAGCUCUGGUGCCUGGCAACAUUGAGUAUGCAGCAAAAUAUCAAGAUAAGGUAUACAUUUUUGAAAGCGAAGAAAAACUUCUCAAGUUUAUGAGGUUACCAGAGAAGUACUGGAAUCUGAAGCUGCCACAUAAACUCCCUCCAAUAAAGGAGCCAAUAGUACUCACUGCACUUCCUUUAUGUGGAUACCUUGAACAGGGAGUAGCAGCUUCUCUGAUAAAAGCUCUGAAUGAAGUAGGCUGCUUAAAGCCAAAAUUUCCUUUCCUAAGUGUAAAAGAAACUGCUCUGCUGUUUGUCGCCUGCCAUUUAAAAGCGCACAACCCCCGGAGCUCGGAGCCGGUGCGGCAGAUGUACCGGCGGCAGCUGGCGCAGUUCCUGGAGCGCUGCCAGCUCCUGCCCUACCUGGGGGCGGCCAUGGCGGGGCCGUACCGGGAGCCGCGGCGCAGGCCCCCCGGGCUGGACGACAGGCUGCGGGCGUUCCUGUCCCUGCAGGGCGCCAGCCCCGGCUUCGGGUAGCGCCGGCUGCGCGCCGCCGCCACCGGGCGCCUCCUCUGGGUAACCACGGAGCGCGGCUGCGGAACAACGCCACGCUUCCUACGAGCAGCUUCUCAGACACAAAAUGUUCAAAUUAAAACAACUUUAAGUCUUGAGUCCCGCUUCGUGUAACGCUUAUCGCUCAGCGCGCGACACGCGGGAAGAGCGAGCGCUGACGCCGCUUGCCCCGCCCGCGGCACGUCAUACACUGCUCUGUACGUCACGACGCAAGGCGCGCCGCUGCCGCCCGGAAGUGCGGUGGCGACUGCGCAGAGCGGGGCUGGCGGCGGAGCGGUAAGCGUGCCCGUUUGGAUUUUGCAGUCCAAAUAAUAAUGAUGUCGCCUUGUGAUCAAAUACCAAAGUCCUUCACGUGACGCAGAGCCACAGAGCAGCCGCUGCCCCGCCUGAGACAAGCGUGGGUUCAGGGAAUGCCGGCGGGCAGGGCUGGCAGCCGUCCCUCGGGAGUUCCUGCCAUCCGGUGCCACGCAGGGCUGGCUCACACCCCCAGCCCGGCUUUAAGGUGCUCCAGCAACACCGCGCUCGCGUCCUCCGGAAAUUAAAGCUCACAGAUAAAACAAUUUGGCUCCAGCCUGAACUGUUUGAUAGCUGAAUGAGGCUAAAAGAGACUUUUUGGACAUCUCAGUAGGAUUUAGGUAUCAUCUGUGUGUAGUGUGUUGUUUUUUACAGCCUUCCUUCAGGUGAUUGGAACUGCUGUGCUUGCUAAAUGCAAAUAUGAAUAUUUGUAUUUCAUAUGAUAGUUUUAUAAAUUAGGAUCCUGGGAAGCUGAUCUGUUUCGCUUCUGGCUCGGCUGAUCCUUUUGAAAUGGAUAUUUUUGGCAGAUCUCUACUGUAGUCAACCCUAUUUUUAGACAGGGCUCUUGGAAAAAGCUGCAGUUUUUAUGCUUGUAUUGCCCAGCUUCAUAGGCUGAAGCUUAGCAGGUAAAUGUUCCAAAAGACAAAUUUUCAGAAGGAAUAGAAGUGAGUAAAAGAAGGCAUGGAGUCCUGCCAUACCAAUGCCAGUGAAGUUUUAUAAUUGAUUACAUGAUUUCAUCCCUGAAUAAUAUGAAAUGUGGCAUCUGCAGUGAUGAGGCUGCAGUUGACCUUUUUUAUUAUUAUUUGUUACCAGUGGCAAUGAACAAAGAGCUCUUUUUGUCUGAUUGUUUUAGUUGUGAAAGGAGUUUUCAGAAGGGGCAGUGAGGUUUGUUUUGUUUUUUUCAGAUGCUGUACAGUUCCCAGUACAUCAGAGAUAAACAAGUGAGAUAAUAGACAGUAACUCGGAUCCAAGAAGAAACCAUCUGCAGCCAUUUCUUAGAAUUUAAAAACACUUUUUUAAGAUAAUCUAUGGCAGCAUUAUUGCUGAUUUUUUUUAAAGAAAGUUCAGAGGCUUCAGAAUUGCUUCGGAAUUGCUUUAGAAGCCCUUUGGUAAAGCAAAUUAUAUUUAAUGUCUUAUCAUGCAGACUUCUAAAAUACUUCUUUAUUAAAGCUGUUCUGAUCUUGUAGGCACCUCCUUUGAUAUUUUUCAAUUAAAAUGGCAGAAACAACUUCUGAUGCUUCUGAGAAACUGGUCGUCAUCCAGUCCAAAGCUCACAAAGAUAUCAUUCUAGCUAAUUUUGAAGAACAAAGGAAAAA